UAUUUUGUUUUUGCUAAUUUAAUAACUGAUGUAGGCAUAGUGUAAAAUAAAGCAGUCUAGUUUUUUUUCGCAUUCAAACGUAUUUAUUCAUUUGCUGUAUGAUUAUGUUCGAAAUAUUUGCAAAGUGUUAAUUAUUUAGUUGGCAAAUUGAAGUUUGUUGAUCCUUCUAUUAAAAUAAUUAUUUGAGGAGAAAGGCAAAGUAAUCUCCGCGAAAAUCCAGGUGUAAUCGGAACUUGUCGUGGACUCCCGACGUCGUUUUUGGAUCUAAAUAAAACUCGUAUACGUUUCUCUUGCUUAUCGCAUGGUGAAAAUACCCCUCUAAAUCGUACGUUUCAAGCAAAAGUUUUUAUGGUGGUGUUGUAUUUAUUUUAAGUAAUAAACCCGACCGAAAAUGUCGGGAGACGUUCAGCCAAGGAAACGUAAAGAUAAAAAAAGAAAAAAAGAUGACACUGCGGAACAGAUCCCUACUCAACCACAAACACCUUCUUCUUCUUCCAGUAAUCAAAACGAAGACAUAACUAUCCAUGUUCACAAAGAAGAUGGAACAGGUGGUGGAAUAUGUGCUAAAAUCAUAUUCUUUAUAUUAUUCACUGCUUUGGCAGUUCUCAUUGGUUUAAUUAUAACAGAACAUCGAGGUUUAACAGACUUAGAUACAGCAGAUCAAGAAUCUCGUUUUUCACAUUUAUUUGAAGGCUGGAUAGAUAAUAGUGUAGGACAUGAUGAACACGAUGAAGGUGAUCACGUGGUGAGUUCUUUAGAGGACGAAGAUCAUGGAGAAGAUGAAGAAGGCGAUUCACACGAAGCCUACGAAGAGGAGGAGGAGGAAGAAGAUCACGAUGAGCACGAAGAAGAGGCUUCAGAAGAAGUAGCACAGACGGAGGAGGAAGAAGACGAGGAAGAGGAAGAAGAAGCAGAAGCGUCUGAAGAAGUAGCACAGACGGAGGAGGACGAAGAUGAGGAAGAAGCAGAAGCGUCUGAAGAAGUUCCUGCUACCGAGGAGGAAGAAGAAGAAGAAGAGGAGGACGAAAGCGAACUAAAAGACGCCGACGAGGAUGAAGAGGUAUCAGAAGAAAAUGUAGAGGAAGAUGAAGAAGACAAAGAAGAGGAAGAGGAAGAAGACGCAGUUUCUAAAGACGUUGAGCAAAGUGUAGAGGAGCAAGAUGAAGAUGAAGCAGAUGAACCAGAUGAAGAAGACGAAGGUGACGAGGAGGCCGUUGCUUCCAAGGAAGCUGCGUCUGAGGAAGAAGAUGCACCAGAACAGUCAGAAGAAAAAGGUAGUGAGGAGCUUAAAGAGGACGAACAAGCAAGCCAAGAGCAAGAGGAAGAUGAAGUUGACGUAAAAGAGGAAGGAGGCGAAGAUGCCGAAGACGAAAACCAACAGAACACUAACAUGGUUGUAAAGAUUGGCGUCGGCGUGGCUCUUUUGGUAGUAGCACACGUCGUUCUCGUUAGAAAGUGGAAGUCUGCUACUCCGCCUUCUGAAACUCCCGCACAAGACGAAGCGGCUCCUGAUCUUUCUAGAAGAAAUACAAUUGUAGUCCCACCGACUUAUCAAGAAGUGCAACGCGAUAUCGAAGAAGCAGAAGAAGAAUAUUCUGACGAGGAUGGAGAAGUAGAAAGCGACGAAGACAGGCGCGAAGUGAAACCGACUAAACUAAAAUACGGAGAACUGAGAACAACUUACGCCAGAUCUUUAACACCGGAAAGUGAACCGGAAUACCAGACUAAACCAGCAGAAGCAGAUGAUGAAGAAUAUGAAGAAGAAGAGGAAGAGGAAGUUGAGGACGAAGAAGAAGAAGAGGAAGAGGAGGAAGACGAAGAGUCAGAAACUGGCGAAUAUGAAAAGGAAGAUGACGAUGAUGACUUAUUAAAAAGACUUGAAGCAAGAUACGGGAAACUGCAAAGGGGCAGUCGAGAAGCUCAAAACGAAAAAGAUUUAGAGGAACAGUUUUCGUCAUGGAAACGUAUCAAUGUCGGUGGCGAUAACGAACCAGAAGAAUCUGAGUCUGAUAAGCAAUCUGACGCCGAAACAGACGAAUAUGAAAAUAUAACAAACAAAGAUGAUUACAAAAUAAAAGAAAAACUAGAUGAGGCUCAUAAAAACAUUCAAAAUAAUACGGCUUACGCAAUUAAGCUUUUUGAUGCCCUUCUCCAAAACUAUUCCUCUUCACCCAGAAGUCUGUAUGGAAAAGCUCAAGCUCUAGACAUAUUGGCCGACAAAAAAAGAAGUAACGACAUACUACAAAAGGCCAUCGCCAUCUAUUUGCGAAUUUUAACACUUGAAAAAGUCCCAGAUGCAUUGUUUGAAACUGUAGCUGAUCGAUGCAUCAAUCGUAUGAGAUUCAUGGGAAAUUACAGAAGUGCCAUUGAUGUCCAUCAUAAGUUAAUUGAGCGUUUUCCAGAAGAAACAAAAUACAAAAAUCAAUUAGUUGUUAGUUAUUUAAUAAUCAACAGGGUGAAUAAAGCCAGGAUACUUUUGGAAGAAACUUUAUCAAAGCAUCCUAAUGAUGGUUUCGCGCUCGUUCAUUACGGUUUUAUUCUCAAAACCAUUGAUAAUAAACUCAAUGAGUCCGUGUCAUACUUACAAAAAGGGAUCUCCACAAAGGCACCUGGAGUGAUCGACGGCCGUUUUUACUUCCAUUUAGGAGAUGCAUUAGCUCGUCUUGGAAAAACUAAAGAAGCGAUGGAGGUUUACGAAGACGGAGUUAAACAUAACCUCUUCUUAUCAAAGUAUCAGCGUUCACUGUACAACGUAGCCCACCUUAAAGGACAACCGUGGUGGAAAAAAGAGGAAACUCCGUAUGCCGAAUUAUACACCGCGUUGGAAAACAAUUGGCAGAAAAUCCGCGAAGAAGGUAUUUCCGUUUUAAAUAAAAACGGUCUCUUUCAAAGCGAAUCAGAAAAUCUAAAAGAUACAGGCGAUUGGAAACAAUUCGAGUUGUUCGCUAGAGGACAGAAAAAUGUAAAUAAUUGUAAAAAAUGCCCCAUUACGUGUAGAAUUAUCGAAAGUGUACCAGAUGCUAGAGGUUGUAGACGGGGUCAGACCAAAUUUAGUGUGAUGCAUCCAGGAACACACGUGUGGCCUCAUUGUGGACCAACUAAUUGUAGGUUGCGGGUACAUUUGGGACUUAAAGUGCCUCCGCAAACGUACAUUCGGGUUGCCGACGAAGUGAGAAGCUGGAAAAACGGUGAAGUCUUCAUUUUCGAUGACAGUUUCGAGCACGAAGUAUGGCAUAACGGAACAUCGUUCAGACUAGUACUUAUUGUAGAUGUGUGGCACCCGGAAUUAAAGUCAGUAGACAAGAGAAGUCUCUCUCCAAUCUGACGUAUUUUAAAGUUUUGUAAAAAAAUAAAUAAGGUUACAAAAACAAA
Molecule: messenger RNA, 3372 nt
Organism: Zophobas morio
Lineage: Eukaryota; Metazoa; Arthropoda; Insecta; Coleoptera; Tenebrionidae
Product: aspartyl/asparaginyl beta-hydroxylase
Exons: 14
Coding region: 392-3325 (977 amino acids)
Biological process (GO): peptidyl-aspartic acid hydroxylation
Cellular component (GO): endoplasmic reticulum
Molecular function (GO): protein binding; peptidyl-aspartic acid 3-dioxygenase activity
Source: RefSeq, a predicted model, not a curated record